This is a messenger RNA of Pararge aegeria (speckled wood butterfly), 1662 nucleotides long. Its product is annotated as UDP-glycosyltransferase UGT5-like. NCBI's taxonomy places the organism in Eukaryota, Metazoa, Arthropoda, Insecta, Lepidoptera, Nymphalidae. Gene Ontology annotation, molecular function: UDP-glycosyltransferase activity. The coding region runs from base 29 to 1543 and encodes 504 amino acids. The record is from RefSeq and is a predicted model, not a curated record. The transcript has 4 exons.
UUGUUGAAACGAUAAUACGCGGUCAAGAAUGACGGUGAAGUUUCUUUUUAUUGUUAGUUUAUUAUUCUUAUGUACGCAAGUCAGUGAAGUGCGAACGUUAAACAUACUUGGCUUAUUUCCGUAUCAGGGGAAAAGUCAUUUUUUUGUAUUCCAGACGUAUCUUGAUGAGUUAGUGCAUAGAGGGCACAAUGUGACCGUGGUAUCGUAUUUUCCGCGAAAGGAACCCCUGGAGAAUUACCAUGACAUUAGCUUGGCUGGGAAAUUGGAGAUCCUGGAAGACGUGUUUGAAAUAGAAAGAUCUUAUUGGACCAUCAUAAAAAUAAGUUUGUUUCUCGUCAAUUCCGGCACAGAGAAUUGCAAAACAUUGUUGGGUGAUGAAAACGUACAAAAUCUUUGGAAGACAAAAGCUAAAUUCGAUGUUGUGGUGAUUGAGCAUUUUAACAGUGAUUGUUCUCUUGGAUUAGCUCACCAGUUGGGAGCUCCAGUUGUUGCCGUGUCUUCGCAUUUACUUUUGCCUUGGCAUUACAAAAGGUUUGGCAUACCAUACAACCCAUCCUUUGUACCGUUUUUGCUUUUGGAAGGAGGGACUAAACCAACAUUGUAUCAACGAUUGGAAAGAACGCUAUUUGACACAUAUAUUAAUGUUCUAUAUAAGUUUAUGAGCCAAAGAGUGGACCAGAAUACAUUAGCUCAAUAUUUCGAUGACGUUCCUCCCUUAGAGCAGUUAGCUAAGGAAAUAAAGUUCCUGAUCACUUAUACAAACUUCAUGCUGUUUGGAUCCUAUUUAUAUCCUGCAAACGUAAUCGAGGUCAACGGAUAUCAUGUAGCGAAACCAAAGCCUUUGCCCGAGGAACUAAGAAAGUUCAUCGAAGAAUCGGAACACGGAGUAAUUUAUGUAAGUUUUGGAUCGAUGCUGAAAUCGACUUCCACACCUAGGGACAAAAUGGAAGCGAUAAUACGAGCACUCUCGAAGUUUCCACAGAGAGUUAUCUGGAAGUGGGAGGAGGAUACUUUGCCAGGAAACCCGAAAAACAUCUAUUUGUCUAAGUGGCUGCCACAAAAUGAUAUUUUAGCUCAUCCAAAAGUUUUGGCUUUCUACUCACACUGCGGCCUAUUGGGCACCACAGAAGCUAUAUAUCAUGGAGUACCUAUGGUAGCAAUGCCUAUAUUUGGAGAUCAGCCAGCCAAUGCUGCUGCAGUAGAGGAAAGUGGCCUCGGAGUUCAAAUCCAAAUACCAGAACUCACUACAGAAAAUCUUCAGAAGAAAUUUAACACUGUACUGGAUCCUAAAUUCCGAGCCCAUGUAAAGAAGCUAUCUCAAGCCUGGCGGGACCGACCUAUUCCACCGAUGGAUAGCGCGAUCUUUUGGACCGAGUUUGCUGCUCGGCAUAGGAACUUUACCUUCAGAGCAGCUGCAGCCGACGUUUCCUAUAUCCAGUACUUUUGUUUAGACAUCCUAGCCAUCUUUAUACUUAUCUUGUUAUUGUUUAUCUUUAUUUUAAAAUCAUUGUUUUCGAAUACAAAAAAAUCUAAAUUAGAAUAAUUUAAUCAAACAAUUGUGGUAUCAGUUCGAAUAUGUGUGUAUGGAAAUUGCUGUUAAGAAAGUUUAAUUUCAAAAAUGGUCUAUGGUCCUUAAUAUAUAAAGGUAGAUUUUUUAGCAUA